Striga asiatica is the source of this 637-nucleotide messenger RNA. The record is from the annotation of a GenBank genome assembly. Lineage: Eukaryota; Viridiplantae; Streptophyta; Magnoliopsida; Lamiales; Orobanchaceae.
CUGCGAAAGAAAAAAAAAAUGGUGACAAGCGGUUUGGGACUUGAAACGGAUCUGAGGCUGGGGCUUCCCGGCGGCGGCGGCGAGGUGGAGAGGAACGAGAAGAAGAGAGCGUUUUCGGAUAUCUCCGGUGGCGGCGGUGGUGGCGGCGGCGGGGAGGAGGAGGAGAAGGUAGAGGCUGUGGAGAGUAAGAAUCAGGUGGUGGGGUGGCCGCCGGUGGCGGCUUACCGGAGGAAGAACAGCUUUGGCCGGGCUAAGAUGUAUGUGAAGGUUAGCAUGGACGGCGCACCUUAUCUGCGCAAGAUAGACUUGAGCGGUUACAAAUUGUACUUUCAUCUUGUGGCGGCUCUUGAGGAGCUGUUUGGCUGUUAUGGCAUUGGUGAGAAAGAUGGUGAAAAUUGUGAAUACGUUCCCAUUUAUGAAGACAAAGAUGGCGACUGGAUGCUCCUUGGAGAUGUUCCUUGGGAGAUGUUUAUUGAGUCAUGCAGAAGGUUGAGGAUAAUGAAGAAAUCAGAAGCUCAGGUUAUUGGGCUUCAGGCCCAAGACCUUCUUAAGGGACUCGCCAAGGAAGAAGUUAAAAAUUAGGAAGGCCCGAGCUCUGUUGGGUAAAGGGUAGUACCUGGCCCAAUAGUUGUUGUAC